CCUUUUGGAUUCUCCUCCCAUGGUCAUUUUCCGUCGAUUCUCUCCUCCUCCUACCAGAUACCGACAAAAAUACCCAUUUUUCCUCCACUUCUUCAGCAUAUUUUAGGCAUUUUCACAAUCCACAUGCUUCAUGUUUUCAACCCCUGUAUCAAAAUGGGCUGCUAAUCCCCAAGGCCAAGAUUAUGGUGCUAACAAAAGCUCUUCUCUUCAAUCCAACCUUCUCUUGCCCUUCUGAGCUACAUUCUUUGAAACCCACUUCACUUAUUCCUUCAAGACCGGUCUUAUUUUGUGGGAGUGAUUCCAAGGUUGGCGUGUCAAAGUCUACAACUGAGUUCGUCAAAAGGUCUGCGUUUAGGAGUGGCGAUGGUGAGAACAUUUUCAGAGUUUUUCAACGCGAAGCUUUUGUGAAGGACUUCAUUGAGUUUUGUCCUGGAUCCAUGGCUGAUGAAUUGGGAGCUACUCUCAAUCGUCUGUCCAAAUGGGUUGUAUCUUCCAUGUUCGCUGUUGUGCUUAUAUGGAGGCAUGAUGCUGCGUCUUUGUGGCUUGCUAUGGGAUCUGUUGUAAAUUUUAUCCUCUGUGUAAGACUCAAGCGGAUAUUCAACCAACAGAGACCUCUUUCUACAUUGAAAUCUGACCCAGGGAUGCCAUCUUCGCAUGCGCAAUCCAUUUUCUACAUUUCUAUGGUCUCCGUUCUGUCAAUUAUAGAAACAUUUGGAGCAAAUGAAAUUACGUUUAUCGUAGCUGCUCUUGCAUUGGCGUGCGGCUCAUAUCUUUCAUGGCUGCGGGUUUCACAACAAUUUCACACAACAAGCCAAGUGGUUGUUGGUGCUGCCGUUGGGUCAAUUUUCUCCAUUUUGUGGUUUUGGUCAUGGCAUGCCAUUUUGCUGGAAGCAUUUAUGUCCUUUUGGUGGGUUCGAAUAAUUGUUGCUUUUGGAGCUCUUGCAUACUUAUUGUGUUUUCUUUCACUUGUGAUCCGCUUCUGGCUUCCUCAUGAACAAUAACUUCUCUUUUCCCCUUUUUCAAUUAAAGUAUUAAACAAUGUCAAUCGAAAAGGAAACAUUUUCGAUGAAUGAAAGAACACAUUUGAGAAA
Hevea brasiliensis (rubber tree) is the source of this 1091-nucleotide messenger RNA. RefSeq names its product lipid phosphate phosphatase epsilon 2, chloroplastic. Gene Ontology annotation, cellular component: endoplasmic reticulum membrane; intracellular membrane-bounded organelle. The transcript is spliced from 4 exons. NCBI's taxonomy places the organism in Eukaryota, Viridiplantae, Streptophyta, Magnoliopsida, Malpighiales, Euphorbiaceae. Gene Ontology annotation, biological process: lipid biosynthetic process; protein N-linked glycosylation. The record is from RefSeq and is a predicted model, not a curated record. Bases 183 to 1001 code for a protein of 272 amino acids. Gene Ontology annotation, molecular function: dolichyldiphosphatase activity.